Messenger RNA from Paramecium sonneborni, 1738 nucleotides. The record is from the annotation of a GenBank genome assembly. Lineage: Eukaryota; Ciliophora; Oligohymenophorea; Peniculida; Parameciidae.
AUGAAUCUCUUUAAAUCCAAUUCUCAAAAGGGGUUUAGGAUACUUUAGAAAUCCUCAUUAAGCCCUAGUCAUAAACUUUCUCCAGAAAAGUAGAAACUCUCAUUCAAAACUCGAAAGAAUAGCGAAUUACUGAAGUUAAUGGUAUCACCUAAGCUAAUUACAAAUUAAACAACCUAAGAGGGAUCCUUUGUAAAGAGAGAGUAGACUCUUCAGAACUCAUAGAUAAUGGAUGUAGUAUUGGUGAUUUUACAUGUUGGACAGUAGCAAUUUCGAUUCACAUUUACUCGCAACAUCACUACGACAUAAAUGCGCGCUGCUAUGAUGUAGAAGUUAAAACUGAAGAUUGUGGCAUUUACAACUAUUGACCAUAACAUCCUGAUAGAUUAUUAUCUUACUCUUGAGGAACGACCAAUCAUAUGGCCAGAAUUGCAAUUAGAAUGUUAAGAAUCUGUAUAAGGUAGUCAACAUGUCUCGUUGAAAGAGUUUCAAAUUUUAAAAUGCAUAGGGGCAGGUGGAUUUUCAAAAGUUUAUUUGGUGCGAUCAAAGUUGAAUGGCCAUUUUUACGCUAUGAAGUUAGUAGAUAAAGAGUUUAUCAUUAAGUAUAAAAAAGCUGGUAAUUUGUAUAUUUAUGAGUUUUAUAGAAUUACUCCAAAAUGAAAGAGAUAUAAUGGCAUUCAUCUAUCAUCCUUUUACUAUAUAAAUGCUUUUCUCUUUCGAGAGUAGAAACUUUAUUGUUUUUAUUUUAGAGUUCUGUAGUGGGGGAGAACUAUUCUAUCAACUUAAAACAUUGAAAAGAAUGUCGGAAGAGCAAGCUCAAUUUUAUUUUGUGGAAAUAUGCAUCUGCAUGUUAUACUUGCAUUAGAUGGGAAUAAUGUAUCGGGAUAUAAAACCUGAAAAUAUCCUUCUCGACUUAGAUGGACAUAUUCGUAUCUCUGAUUUCGGACUCUCUAAAUUAACCAGCCCUGAUGAAUUUGCCUACAGCUUUUGUGGAUCUCCUGAAUAUAUGGCUCCUGAAAUGCUGCUUAAAAGAGGUCACACAAUAUAAGUUGAUCAUUAUUGUUUGGGGGCUCUUCUAUAUGAAUUAGUUACAGGAUUACCUCCUUUCUAUAGUAAAAAUACUCAAAAAAUCUAUGAUUCCAUACUCAAUGAAUAAGUUACUUUCCCAUAAUUUUUAAGUUAAGAGAUUAAAGAUCUUAUGGCUGGUUUAUUAGCUAAAGACCCUAAUAAAAGAUUAGGAGUAAGAGGAGGAGUAAGAGAAAUCCUUCAACAUAAAUGGUUUAAGAAAGUCAAUCUGACUGAUAUUCUUAUGAAAAGAGUGACUCCUCCUAUUAAACCAGAUAUUUAAAAAUUGAAUUUCGAAACUAAAAAUCUCUAAUAAGGGGAUUUGGAAGUGAGAGAGAAAUUAAUUGGAAAAGCUGGUUUCAAAAAAGAUUUUAAAAUUUUUGAUGAAUUUUAUUUUGAUUACAGAGAAAAUGUACGAAUAGUAGAUUAACAAAGAUUGUUGAAGGAACAUAUGAAAAAUGUGGAUUCAAUUUAAUAAUAGAAACCUCGUUCUUUAGAUAAGAUUAUAUCUGAAGACAAUAAAUAGACAAAAUUACAAAAAAGAUUAGAACAACAGACUUCUCUGAGAACAAGUCCUUAGAAGGCCUCUACAUUGAUGAAUAACAAUUUCAUGCAAUCAGGAGGAUUAAAAACAGAAAGUUCUGAUUUAACAUCAAGUAAGAGACGCAUAACUUGA